UGUUCCCAGAAGCCACAUCAUGAGGAACGGUGCUCAUACAGUCCGUGUGGAAAACCAUUUCCUCGCGGAGUUCUCGUCUAUCUGGUGAUGCAGAGCGGAAUAUGACGUACCGCCGUCCGACACGCUGAGGUUUUUUUGUUUUGUUUGUUUUUGGAGCUCUGGAGGAGGUUACGAGUGGGAGAGCGUAUUGUGGAAGUGGAAGAUUGAAAUGUAUCAUCAAGCGCUGGGCUGGAGUGAACGUGUCGAACCCGAGGUUGAUUCCUCACCUCCUCCCUCGCCGCCUGCGACGUGUGAUUUAUCUAUUUAUAGCUCACAACUGUACUGUUGCGAUACACCAAAUAUAGAUCUCUUGUUACCACGACGUUGACACACGGCGGGAAGGAGAGUCUUCAGUUGCGAGGCUGUCGAUGGCUUCCAUGAACCAUGGAUUGGGCGGGAAAGGUGGCGUCGUGAGCGACUGACGCGUGAAGCAUGAGAGGGUGGAGCUGAGGCUCAGCUGACCCUUCCCCUUCCUCCUCCUCCUUUCCCAACCCCGUGUUCCACUUGUUCAGCUUCGUCCUCCCACCCGGACUCCCCCCGUCCUGUCCCCCGCCCCCAUUCCUGUGGCGCACACCCUGCUGAAUCCCACCCGUCUUCCAGACCUCCAUCAGCCGUGCCCGAUGUACUCGCCUGAGCAGGAGAAUAUUUGCACCACCUCCACCAAAGUGCCAGUCAAGUAUGGAGAGCUCAUUGUGCUGGGGUACAAUGGCUCCUUGCCCAACGGCGACCGGGGCAGACGUAAAAGCCGCUUUGCACUUUGCAAAAGACCCAAGGCGAACGGGGUUAAACCCAGCGUCGUCCACGUCGCCUGCUCUCCACAGGCAGCCAAGGCCAUCAGCAACAAAGACCAGCACAGCAUCUCCUACACUCUGUCCCGAGUCCAGACGGUGGUGGUGGAGUACACCCACGACAGUAACGUAGACAUGUUCCAGGUGGGUCGUUCCACAGAGAGCCCCAUAGACUUCGUGGUGACGGACACGGUGGCGGGCAGCCAGAGCAACGCCGACGCACAAACGGUCCAGAGCACCAUCUCCCGCUUCGCCUGCCGCAUCAUCUGCCAGCGCACGCCGCCCUACAGCGCACGCAUCUACGCGGCGGGCUUCGACUCCUCCAAGAACAUCUUCCUCGGGGAGAAGGCCGCCAAGUGGAAGACGGCCGACGGGCAAAUGGACGGCCUGACCACCAACGGCGUGCUGGUGAUGCACCCUCGCCACGGUUUCAGCCAGGACUCCAGGCCGGGCGUGUGGCGGGAGAUCUCCGUGUGCGGGAACGUCUUCACCUUACGAGAAACACGCUCGGCACAGCAGCCGGGAAAGUUGGUGGAGGCGGAGUCUCAGGACCUGGAGGACGGCUCCCUCAUCGACCUCUGCGGCGCCACGCUACUGUGGCGCACCGCCGAGGGUCUGUCGCGCACGCCCACCCUCAAGCACCUGGAGGCGCUGCGUCAGGAGAUCAACGCGGCGCGGCCCCAGUGCCCCGUGGGUUUCAACACGCUGGCCUUCCCCUCCAUGCGGCGCAAGGACACACCGGACGAGAAGCAGCCGUGGGCGUACCUGCGCUGCGGCCACGUGCACGGCUACCACAACUGGGGCAACCACCGCGAGGAGCGGGAGGGCCGUGAGCGCUGCCAGCGCGAGUGCCCCAUGUGCCGCGCCAAGGGGCCCUACGUGCCGCUGUGGCUGGGCUGCGAGGCGGGCUUCUACGUGGACGCCGCCCCGCCCACGCACGCCUUCCACCCCUGCGGCCACGUGUGCUCGGAGAAGACGGCCGCCUUCUGGAGCCAGAUCCCGCUGCCGCACGGCACGCACACCUUCCACGCCGCCUGUCCCUUCUGCGCCCAGCAGCUGAGCGGCGAGCAGGGCUUCGUCAGACUCAUCUUCCAAGGCCCGCUGGACUAGCAGGCAGGCCACGCCCCCCUCCCCCUGCCGUCCUUUGGGAACGUUCUCUCCUCCAACCGGGAACUUCUCUCGUCCUCUUUCCCGUUUGUAAGUGACCUUUGUACUCUUUUUUCAUGGCGCACUGCAAAGAGUUCUAUAUUUUCACCAGCUGCUGGAGAACCUUGGUGAUGGUGACAUUAUUUAUCAGGGGUGUCCAAACCUUUUCCACACAAACAUCAACGCGUGAUUCAUUUCCAAAACCAAUACACUAUUCAUCCUUUUUAACCUUCAGGGCUCCAAAAAGUCAUAAACAUUUUGAAAAUAAGUCAUACUGUACAUUUUAUUUUAUUUUAUUUUUUCUUAUUCAAUGCUUAAAUCUCGACAUCAACUUCAGGUUUAUCUGUCGAUAUAACUGUUGACAUUUUUUUUUUUUUUUUUUGUCCAAACCCAGUUUUUAAUGCCAAAAACACAAAAUAUGCAAUCUUUUCCCCCCAAAAAGUGGAAUAUUUGGUUGUAAGUCAUUGGAACCUUAAAUAUGUCAAUGAUUCAUUACAAUAUUGAUUUUAACUCAUAAUUUUUUUGAGUAAUGACAGUUUAAAAAAAUUAUCCCACUCAAACGGGGAUAUAUAUAUAUAUAUAUAUAUAUUUAUAUAUAUAUGUUUAUGUAUAAGUUUAUUUGAAAUAGGAACAGAUACAGAAACAUAGUUAUCUGAAAGAGUUAUCCAAUGUAUGCAUCAUUGUGUUUGUAGCCAAAGCUAAUUUACAACAUUUGUCCCCAACAACACAGAUCCAACAUCAAUAAAUAGGAAAGCAAAAAGAAUGAGGCAAAGAUGAGUCAAUGAUAAUGAUAAUAGCAAUAAUAAAGACAAAGUGUAAACUAAAUAAAAGCCAAUAAUAAUAAUAACACAGACAAAGUGCAGACCAAAUUAAAAAACAAUUAGUAAAAAUUAAUAAAAACGUAUAUAUAUAUAUAUAUAUAUAUAUAUGUAUAUACACAUAUAUAUAUAUGUAUAUACAUAUAUAUAUAUAAAUGUACACAUACAUACAUAUAUACACAUAUAUAUAUAUAUAUAUAUAUAUAUAUAUAUAUAUAUAUAGAAGGACCCAAUUGUAAAAAACAAGUCAAACAUCUUUUUAAUUCAACACUUAAGUCUCUAGAAGUCUCUCGAUCAGUGUUUUUCCCCCCCACCAAGUUUCACCUCAGAAAACACUUGGCUCUCAAAGUACCACCAUAAUGACCAACAUGAAAAGACAGUAGCAUAGUAGGCCUAAGUAGUCAUUAAAAACAAGCUAGAUGGUUUUAUUUAACAAGUAUAUUUAAUAUAUGUGGCCACUGUAACAUUACACACAGUUUGAACGGUAACACUGUGUUUGAAUAUAGGAAAAUAAAACAAUCAAUCAAUCAAUCAAUGUUUAUUUAUAUAGCCCCAAAUCACAAAUGUCUCAAAGGACUGCACAAAUCAUUACGACUACAACAUCCUCGGAAGAACCCACAAAAGGGCAAGGAAAACUCACACCCAGUGGGCAGGGAGAAUUCACAUCCAGUGGGACGCCAGUGACAAUGCUGACUAUGAGAAACCUUGGAGAGGACCUCAGAUGUGGGCAACCCCCCCCCCCCCCCUUCUAGGGGACCGAAAGCAAUGGAUGUCGAGCGGGUCUAACAUGAUGCUGUGAAAGUUCAAUCCAUAGUGGCUCCAAGACAGCAGCGAGAGUCCCGUCCACAGGAAACCAUCUCAAGCGGAUCAGCAGCGUAGAGAUGUCCCCAACCGAUACAGGCGAGCGGUCCAUCCUGGGUCCCGACGAGCGGUCCAUCCUGGGUCCCGACGAGCGGUCCAUCCUGGGUCUCGACUCUGGACAGCCAGUACUUCAUCCAUGGUCAUCGGACCGGACCCCCUCCACAAGGGAGGGGGGGACAUAGGAAAAAGAAAAGAAGCGGCAGAUCAACUGGUCUAAAAAGGAGGUCUAUUUAAAGGCUAGAGUAUACAGAUGAGUUUUAAGGUGAGACUUAAAUGACUUAAAACACUGUACCUUAAUCCCCCCCCCGCGUACCACUACCAGUUUGACAAUCACUGGUCUCUAUCAACUUCAGAUUUGUGUGUACAUACAUACAUGAAUGUAUAUGUAUAUAUGUGUGUAUGUAUAUGUAUAAAUAUGUGUGUGUAUAUGUAUGUAUAUAUGUAUAUAUAAUGCAUAUAUGGGUAUAUAUGUAUGCAUAUGUUUAAAUAUCAAAGUGGAAUGUUCCAAUCACUUAUGACAAUGACAGAUAAAAUUAAAUAAAAAACAUUAAAAUUAUUGGAGACCCAAAAGGCUCCCAUUCAAAUUGUUUAAUAAGUCAUUCAUUGUUUUUGUUGUAUUUUUUACAAAGCCUAAAUAUCAACUUUAGAUCUAUCCGUUUUUUUUUGUUUUUUUACACUUUUUUGUUUUAUGCCCUUUUUGUCAAAGAAAACUGUUUUGGGUUUUUUUAACGGCAAAAACACAGAAUAAGCAAGAUUUUCCCCGAAAACUCAUAUAGGUCAAUAAUUCAACAACAUUGAUUAUGAUGUAUUAUUGUCUUUUGAGCAAUGACCGUUAAAAAAACAGUCUCCAUGGGAGCUUUGUGUUUUUACACUCAACAUUGCAAUGCUUUUCUUGUUACAUUUCACCUGUUUGCUCUUUUUUUCCACUUUUUAUGUUUUUAUUUUUUAUUUUUAGCCGCACUUUGGACACCCCUGCUUUAUCCAAACAGUAUGGCUUAUUCUUAUUGCAAUAUACAUCUUGUCAAGCUAAUUUGAAGCAAGAUAUUUUAUUUAUGGCCCUUUAAGUGUCACUUCCUGUUUCACCUUUCAGAUUAAGGGUAUCCUGUCUUCUCUCUUUUACUUUUUUUGUUACUCACGUCUACAAGCUGCAGGUGUUUUGUUCUGAGAGCUUUUCUGUUUGUUGUAUUUAAACGUUGUGUCCUCUUGUGUGUGUGUGUGUGUGUGUACGUAUGUGUGUUUGUACCCCGUGUGUGUACGUACGUGUGCGUUCUUCUCUCUCGUUCAAAGCAAUACGCAAACCUGAAUAUCGAGUGAAAUUACUGCCAUAACUCCACAAACACUCAUGUCCAACGAUUUGAAAGUUAAAACAUUUUUUCAAAAAUCUGCAAUUAAAAAAAUAAUUUGCAAGUAAAAUAAAUUAGUCACGUAAAAAAACACUUCACUAGUACAACAAUUUGUUUUUGCAAGUAAAAAAAUUAUUUGCCAGUAGCAAAAAAAAUCCUGCGAGUAAAAAAAGAAAACACUCCACAAGUAGAAAAAAUGUUCUGCAAGUAAACAAAAACAUUUGCCAGUAAGAAAAAAAAUAUUUCCGCAAUUAAAAAAAUAAUUAGCAAAAAACUGUGCAAGUAAAACGAUAAUGUGCAUGUAAAAAAACAGUCCACCAGUGUAAAACAAUUUUUUGCGUGUAAAAAAAAUUAUUCGCCAAAAAAAACAAAAUUCUCCAAUUAAAAAAUUAUUUGCAAAAAAAAUUUGCAAGUAAAAAAAUGUUUUUGCAAGUAAAAAAAAAAAACGAUUCGCCAGAAAGAACAUUUUUUAAAUUCUGCAAGUAAAAAAAAAAUUGCAAGUCUAAAAAACAUUUUUAUAAAAAAAAUCUCUUCUCAAGUAUAAAAAAUGUUUUGCAAGUAAACAAAAACAUUUGCCUGUAAGAAAAAAAAAUAGUUCUGCAAGUAAAAAAAUAAUUAGCAAAAAAAUUCUGCAAGUAAAAAAAAAUUUUUGCUAAAAAAAAAAACAGUCCAUGAGUAUAAAACAAUUUUUUGCGUGUAAAAAAAAUGAUUCGCAAAAAAACUACAAAAUUGUCCAAGAAAAAAAAUUCUGCAAGUAAAAAAUGUUUUGCAGGUAAAAAAAAGAUAAAAAUUCGCCAAACAGAAAAAAUUCUUCUGCAAGUAAAAGAAAAAUUCUGCAUGUAAAAAAAACAUUUGCAAGUAAAAAACAAAAAUUUGAUUAAAAAAAAACACUUUGAGUAUAAAAAGUUUUUUUGCAAGUAAAGAAAAUUAUUCGCAAGUUAAAUAAAAAAAACCCAAACAAUUCUGCUAAGUAAAAUUCUGCAAGUAAUAAAAAAUAUUAAUGUAAAAAAACACUUCACGAGUGUAUAAACAUUUUUUUCUGUGUAAAGAAAACAAUUCGCCAGUAAGAAAAAUUAUAUCUGCUAGUAAAAAAAAUUGCUAUUAAAAAAAAUAUCUGCAAGUUAAAAAAAAAAUUUCAGGUAAAAAAACACCUCACAAGUAUUAAACAAUUUUCUGCAAGUAAACGAUUCACAAGUUAAAAAAAGUAUGUAAGUGAAAGAAAACUAUUUGCAAGUACAAAAUACAGUUUUGCAAGUAAAAAAACGAUUUGAAAAUAUUGAAAAUUAUUAUUCAUCAAUAAAACAGUCCCGUAAUUUGAACUCUACAACUACAGGUGGUGCUGUUGAGUCAAUUGAAGACUGUCAGCGAUACAAUUACUUGCGCGUGGUGCCAUCCGCUAAAACUAACAAAGAAGAAGAAGCAGGGCGGGGACUAAAAGAGCGGAAAACAAGCUAAACCUGUAAGUUUAAAGUGAAAAAUACAAGUACUCUGUGGAUCGCGCAAGGUGCAAUUUUACUCCCAAAAUUUUUAACUUGUAAAUAGUUGUUAUACUUUUUUAAAUUGCAGAACAUUUUUUAUUUGCUAAUCGUUGGGCGGGAGUAAAAACAUUUUUUUGUGUUUGUGGAGUUUUGGCAGUAAUUCCAGUCAAGUACCUGAAGCAUUAAUGGCCGUCUGAACAACGUCUCCUCCCUUUAACCUUUAAAGCUCACAGCCAUGUAGCAUCACACCAACAUUUAGCAUUUCUCAUUAGCAUUAGCACUCACGACGUCAGAUGCUAAUUCACCUCGCAAAAGCAUUUCUAAAGUCUCGUCUUUUUUGUCAGUUACAGUAAAUCAUAGGGGUGGACGAAAAAAAUAUUCACAUCCAAAUCGCGAUUGUUACUCAUCCAUAUUUUAAAUUGAUUCAUUAUUUUCAACAAUAGACAAAAACUAUUUUUUAAUUUUUAUUUAUAAGAUUCCAUUUUUUAAAAAUUGUUUUUGGUCAUGUGCAAGCAACCAGAAGGAGCUUUUCUAACCCGCAACCGGAAAAAAGUUUCAUUAGAAUUUUUAUAGCAACUAUAAUAUAUUAUAUUUAAUUAAUUUAAUAUUUAAUAAUAAUACAUUUCGAGAACCAGUUUGAAUGGAGAAUCGAUUCGGACACAAAUCAUCACCCCAGGAAUCGGAUCGAAUCGUUAGGUGCCCAAAUAUUUACAAGCCUAAUAAAUUAUGUUAAUGAUAGAAUCUAAUUAAGAUACAUCAUCGUGAAAACAAUGAUAUAUCUUAUCCCUCAACUCACUUCCGGUAUUGACCACUAAAGAAUCGUUCGAAUGACGGUUGUGAUUUUGCCACAUUCUAUUCCAUGCAAAAAUUGUUUUUUUUUUAAAAAGUCAACAACAAAUUUUUUGGAGGUGAACCUUAUGCUGCGUAUUCUUAAGGAAUUUGCAGACAUGUUAAAACAGGGGUGUCCAAAGUCUGGCCCGGGGGGAACACUUUUUAAAAAAUGUUACCAAAAUAAAACUUAAACAUUCAAAACAAGUGAAAUGUAACGAGAAAAUGUUGCAAUGUUGACUUUGUCGGCAGUUUUUCUUUUUUAAAAAGCAUAUAAUCAACGGAACGAUCUGAGCUUGAUCAAGAUCAGGGGUCACCAACCUUUUUGAAACCAAGAGCUACUUCUUGGGUACUGAUUAAUGCAAAAGGCUACCAGUUUGAUACACACUUAAAUAAAUUGCCAGAGGUAGCCAAUUUGCUCAAUUUACCUUUAAUAAAUAAGUAAAUAUAUAUAUAUAUAUAUAUAUAUGUAUAUAUAUAUAUAUAUGUGUGUGUGUGUAUAUAUAUAUAUAUAUAUAUAUAUAUAUAUAUAUAUAUACAUAAAAAAGGGUAUUUCUGUCUGUCAUACCGUCGUACAUUUUUUUUUUCCUUUUACGGAAGGUUUUUUUGUAGAGAAUAAAUGAGGAAAAACCCACUUAAUUGAACACUUUAAAAGAGGAGAAAACACGAAAAAAAUGAAAACAUAGUUUGUCUUAAAUUUCAACUCUUUAAAAUGCAAAAUUCAACCGAAAAAAAUGAAUAGAAGAACUUGCUCAUUUGAAUCUUUUUGAAAAAAAAAAAAAAAAAGAAUUCAUGGAACCUCAUUAGUAAUUUUUCCUGAUUAAGAUUAAUUUUAGAAUUUUGAUGACUAGUUUUAAAUAGGUUAAAAUCCAAUCUGCAAUUUGUUAGAAUAUAUAACAAAUUGGACCAAGCUACAUUUCUAACAAAGACAAAUCAUUAUUUCUGCUAGAUUUUCCAGAACAAAAAUUUUAAAAGAAAUUUGAAACUUUGAAAUAAGAUUUAAAUUGGAUUCUACAGAUUUUCUAGAUUUUCCAGAAUAUUUUUUUUGAAUUUUAAUCAUAAUAAGUUUGAAGAAAUAUUUCACAAAUAUUGUUCGUCAAAAAAACAGAAGCUAAAAUGAAGAAUUAAAUUAAAAUGUAUUUAUUAUUCUUUAUAAUAAAAAAAAUAAUACUUGAACAUUGAUUUAAAUUGUCAGGAAAGAAGAGGAAGGAAUUUAAAAGGUAAAAAGGUAUAUGAGUUUAAAAAUCCUAAAAUUAUUUUUAAGGUUGUAUUUUUUCUCUAAAAUUGUCUUUCUGAAAGUUAUAAGAAGCAAAAAAAUAAAAAUUAAUUUAUGUAAACAAGUGAAGAUCAAGUCUUUAAAAUAUUUUCUUGGAUUUUCAAAUUCUAUUUGAGUUUUGUCUCUCAGAAUUAAAAAUGUCGAGCAAAGCGAGACCAGCUUGCUAGUAAUUAAAUAAAAUUAAAAAAAAGAGGCAGCUCACUUUUAAGUGCUACUAUUUGAGCUAUUUUUAGAACAGGCCAUCGGGCGACUCAUCUGGUCCUUACGGGCUACCUGGAGCCCGCGGGCACCGCCUUGGUGACCCCUGAUCUAGAUCAUCCAUCCAUUUUCUACUGCUUGUCCCUUUUGCGGUGGUUGUCAAAAAAAAAGUUUUCUCGCCAAGUACUACAUCGUGGCCAGCAUUCAAAUACAGUAGCAUAGGAGGCCUAAGUAUUCAUUAAAAACAAGGCAGAGGUUUUAUUCAACAAGUGUAUUUCAUAUUUUUGGCCACUUUAACAUUACACAACAUUUGAACGUUAACACUGAUAGAUAGAUAGAUAGAUAGAUAGAUAGAUAGAUAGAUAGAUAGAGAGAUAGUACAACAAAACUUUGUUUUCAGCACAAAUCCGUUCAAGAUUAGACAAACAAACAGUAUACAGGGUUACAGAAAAGGAACGCUGAUGGGUCCCCACAAGGCACCCCGUAAAAGAUGGGCAAAAAGGUAAAACGCUGGGGGAGGAUGAGUAAAAAAAUACAAUCUAGACUGGACUCCUAAGGGGGCCCAGUCUGGAGUGGGAAAAAAAAACUCCAUAGCAAAGCACAUAUACAUAUUACAUCGUACAUAUCUAGCAACAGAGGGAAGGGAGUGCGGGGUCAUGGUGGUGGGCCGCAGCUCUCAGGCGCUGACCAUCCUUUCAUCACCCCUAUGAGAUUUGCGUAGUGGGUUUGAAUUGGGAAAAUAUAUAUUAUAAUAAAUACAAAAAGCCACUGUACUUCAAUCCAAUCAUUCUUUGGCCUACCACUAGAUGGAGGCCAUGUACCACUAGUGGUACUCGUACCACAUAUUAAAGCAUUAUUUUAACUGUUAAGUUGUGGCCUUUUGGCUCACCGAGACCUUUUUAGUGUGUUUUUUUUUUAAACUACAGUUGCUUACUACUACGACCCAAUCAGUGGCCUAGUGGUUAGAGUGUCCGCCCUGAGAUCGGUAGGUCUUGAAUUCAAACCCCGGCCGCGUCAUACCAAAGACUAUAAAAAUGGUACCCAUUACCUGCCCUGCUUGGCACUCAGCAUCAAGGGUUGGAAUUAGGGGUUAAAUCACCAAAAAUGAUUCCCGGGCGUGGCCACCGCUGCUGCUCACUGCUCCCCUCACCUCCCAGGGCGUGAACAAGGGGAUGGGUCAAAUGCAGAGGACAAAUUUCACCACACCUCGUGUGUGUGUGACAAUCAUUGGUAGUUUGAAUUUUAACUUUGAAAAAAAAAAAUAAACAACCAAAAUAAAUGUUAUGAAUAUUCCGCUUUGAACUUAUUGGUGGGAAAUAUUGCAUAUCUUAUGUUUUUUCUGUAGAAGAUGGUUUUGACAAAAAAGGGCAAAUACAUUAAAAAAAUAUGUCAACCAAUAUUGAUAUAAGUUGUAGGAAUACAACUUUCAUUCAUUCAUACAUGUAGGAAUGAAUGAAAGUUGAAAAAAAUAAAAUAAUGCUUGCAAUAUUUAUUGUAUUGGUUUUGGAAAUGAAAAAUAUGCAAAUGGCCCCCGACUGCUUUCUGUUGUCCCCUCAUAGGAAAACGUUUGGACACCCCUGCAUUAGAAGUAGGAGCCGAUUAAAUCCACUUCCGUUUUUUUUUAUUUUUUACCCAUCAUUCUCCAACUUUAAAAUGUUUUACACACAAAACUUUAAGAGUUACCUCUUAUAAAACCUCUUAAAUAAUUUAUUCCAUUGCGUUCAGCGUAGAGUCAAUAUGCCGUUGUGCCCAUGCGCCGAAGUCAGUUCUCUACUAUUUUUUGUCUAAUAUUUGAUGUAUACUGAUAACCUCAAAUAGUCGUCAACUACACUUUACCAAUUAAAAUAAUUCGUCCAUCUCCAUUUUACUUAAUUUAAAUUGGAAGGGGGAAAAAAACGCCUGCGCGCAACUGAUGACGUCAUUAACGCUUGAAAAGACCCUUGACUCAGGUUUGUUUGACAGUUCAAAUAACUCAAAGCUACGAACAUUUGACUUUGCAUGGCGUCACUUCCGCUUCAUGCUCGCCUCAGGGAGACAAAAGUUGAUGACAUGUUACACACAUGACUAAACUAGAGGUUAUUAUGUUAUUAUUAUACCUCAUUAGUUUUCAUACUCAUUUCCAUCACUGUCCGUCCCCCCUUCCCCCUCCCCCUUGCAUAUCCUAUGCCCAAAUAUGGAAGAUAGGGCUUCUUUUAUGAUGACGCCAGCCAUCCAUCCACGCACCUGUUUGUGCUCGUAAAGCGAAAACAAAGAAUGUUUUUUGUAAUGACUUUCAACAAUAAAGUGUUUAAAAAAAAAAAAAAGUGACUCUGUGGUGUUUGCAGGACUUUUUUUUUUUCUAACU
This is a messenger RNA of Nerophis ophidion (straightnose pipefish), 11119 nucleotides long. RefSeq names its product pellino E3 ubiquitin protein ligase 1b (gene peli1b). Gene Ontology annotation, biological process: protein K48-linked ubiquitination; regulation of Toll signaling pathway. The transcript is spliced from 7 exons. The record is from RefSeq and is a predicted model, not a curated record. Gene Ontology annotation, molecular function: protein binding; ubiquitin protein ligase activity. The coding region runs from base 660 to 1937 and encodes 425 amino acids. Lineage: Eukaryota; Metazoa; Chordata; Actinopteri; Syngnathiformes; Syngnathidae.